Messenger RNA from Drosophila elegans, 1461 nucleotides. It is a transcript of the gene LS2, whose product is annotated as splicing factor U2AF 50 kDa subunit. Gene Ontology annotation, biological process: mRNA processing. Gene Ontology annotation, cellular component: nucleus; U2AF complex; commitment complex. Lineage: Eukaryota; Metazoa; Arthropoda; Insecta; Diptera; Drosophilidae. Gene Ontology annotation, molecular function: poly-pyrimidine tract binding; pre-mRNA 3'-splice site binding. The transcript has a single exon. Bases 74 to 1387 code for a protein of 437 amino acids. The record is from RefSeq and is a predicted model, not a curated record.
UUGAUUGAGAACAUUCACAGCAUUUAUACCUUUUGUUGGAAGAAUCUCUAUUUAGUGGAUAUUUUUCAAAACCAUGGGUCGUCGUCGCACUGAGAAUGACAAGCCUUGGCGUUCGCGUUCGCGUUCCAAUUCUCGUUCCCGACCUACCCGCUCUGAUACGAUUUAUGUAGAGAAAUAUCGAUUGGAACGACGUCCGGGCCGAGGUCCCUCGUCCUGGGACGUUCCGCCGCUGGGAUAUGAACACCUGACCCCGGUCCAGUACAAAGCCAUGCAGGCUAGCGGUCAAAUAGCCUCGCGGAUUGUGCCGGAUGCCCCGCCCACGGGGGAAUCCGCUUCCAUUGCCAUGGUCACGCGCCAGGCUCGCCGUCUGUAUGUGGGCAACAUUCCGUUCGGCAUCACGGAGGAGGACAUGAUGGACUUCUUCAAUCAGCAGAUCCAGUCCGUGGGCGGCAUUGGAUCGCAGCAGUCGGACGGCAGGGCAGUGCUGUCGUGCCAAACCAACCUGGAAAAGAACUUCGCCUUCCUGGAGUUCCGGUCCAUGGACGAGGCCACCCAGGCGCUACAAUUCGAUGGGAUUACCUUUCGCGGCCAGACCUUGAAGAUCCGAAGACCGCACGACUACCAGCCGGUGGCCAACGUUGGCACCUCGGAGUCGGACAUUUUCACGGCCAAUUUCAGGAUGCCGCAAGCCACCUUCACGAUGCCGCCGAUCGCUGCCGCAACUGGACCCCAUGUGAUCUCCUCCCUGGUGCCCGAUUCUCCGCACAAGAUCUUCGUUGGUGGUCUGCCCACGUGCCUGGACGAAGGCCAGAUCAAGGAGCUCCUGCUGUCCUUCGGCAAGCUGAGGGGCUUCAACCUGGUGAAGGACAGCACGACGCGCCUGAGCAAGGGCUUCGCCUUCUUCGAGUACCUGGAUCCCACGUUGACGGAUCAGGCGAUUGCCGGCUUGAAUGGCAUGCAGCUGGGGGAUCGCAAGCUGGUGGUUCAACGCUCCAUUGCCGGGGGAAAGAACGCGACCACUGGACCACUGGCCGCCGUGCAGGUGCCGGGGCUAUCUUCCAUUCUGGCCGCUGGCGAAGCCACCGAGGUGCUGUGUCUCUUCAACAUGGUUUUGCCGGAGGAGCUGCUGGACGACGAGGAGUACGAGGACAUCCGCUCGGACAUCAAGCAGGAGUGCACCAAAUACGGCGACGUCCGCAGCAUCCAGAUCCCUCGACCCAUCGGCCAGUUUCCACAACGGGGUUGUGGCAAGGUCUUCGUCCAGUUCGAGUCCGUCGAGGAUUGCCAAAGGGCCUUGGCGGCGCUCAGUGGCCGCAAGUUCAGCGGGCGCAUCGUGAUGACCUCGUUCUACGACCCCGAAAAGUACCUGGCUGGUAAUCUACAAUAAUCUAUUCAAUAUACAUGCGAUUUCAUAAACCAGUAUUUCCAAAUUCUAAAAUUAGUUCUUAUUUGUACUAAAAA